AAUGAACAGGCGUCGCGCAUACUCUCCCUGGAAUCUCAGCUGACGGAGAAGGAGAAGGCAGCAGAGCGACAGUCUGCAGAACUCCAAGAAGCCAAAACCAAAGCUGCCUCACUGGAGGCAGAAAUUACCUCGCUGCAGUCCCAGGUGGAUAGCCUCCUGCAGGCGGUUACGGAGAAAGAAGCGCUGGUAAGUCACUGGCGUGUUUUUUUUACCGGCUUUACACACGGAAGAGAAAGAGAUUGGUACGAAUGA
Messenger RNA from Dibothriocephalus latus, 252 nucleotides. NCBI's taxonomy places the organism in Eukaryota, Metazoa, Platyhelminthes, Cestoda, Diphyllobothriidea, Diphyllobothriidae. The record is from the annotation of a GenBank genome assembly.